This is a messenger RNA of Pseudoliparis swirei, 1596 nucleotides long. It is a transcript of the gene pnp5a, whose product is annotated as purine nucleoside phosphorylase 5a. The transcript has 6 exons. Gene Ontology annotation, molecular function: purine-nucleoside phosphorylase activity. The record is from RefSeq and is a predicted model, not a curated record. Lineage: Eukaryota; Metazoa; Chordata; Actinopteri; Perciformes; Liparidae. Gene Ontology annotation, biological process: nucleoside metabolic process. The coding region runs from base 236 to 1117 and encodes 293 amino acids. Gene Ontology annotation, cellular component: cytoplasm.
AAUAAACCCGGCAACUGAGCCUUUUCUCCACAGACAAGUACGAGCUGAAGACUCCACACAGAAAGAAACUAAAUACAAGUUUUCUCUGUAUUUUUUUGUACUCUAAACAUCUGGACUCCUAUUCAACUUUUUUUUGUUGCCUCUUUGGAAAUUGAUUUCUUGUUCUAAAAAUAAUAAUAAAAAUUCACAUUUUAUUCACUUUUUCUUCUCGUCGACACCCGUUGAACCGUUGGCGAUGUUUCCCGAGGCAAACACAGGCUACAGCUACGAGGACUGUCAGGCCACGGCCGAUUGGCUGAUGACCCAGACGGACGUCCGGCCCACCGUGGGCAUCGUGUGCGGCUCGGGGCUCGGAGCGCUGGCCGACAUGCUGAAGGACCAGGUAGCCUUCAACUACAAGGACAUCCCCAACUUCCCGCAGAGCACCGUGCACGGACACGCAGGUCGGCUGGUAUUCGGCACCUUAAAGGGGAGGCCGUGUGUUUGCAUGCAGGGACGCUUCCACCUGUAUGAGGGCUACCCCAUCCAGAAGAUCACACUGCCCAUUCGCAUCUUCAAGCUGCUCGGGGUGGAGACGGUGGUGCUGACCAACGCCGCCGGAGGCCUCAACCAGGACUUCAAAGUGGGAGACAUCAUGAUCAUCAAGGACCACCUCAACAUGCCGGGCUUCGCCGGCAUCAACCCGCUGUCGGGACCCAACGACGAGAGGUUCGGCGUGCGUUUCCCCUGCAUGUCCGACGCCUACGACCGAGAGCUGCUGCAGAUGGCCGCGGACGUGGGCCAGGAGCUCGGCUACGGAGACUUCCUGAGGGACGGCGUCUACUGCGUGCUGGGCGGCCCGUCGUUCGAGACCAUCGCCGAGUCGCGCAUGCUGCACAAGCUGGGCGCCGACGCCGUCGGCAUGAGCACCGUGCACGAGGUGAUCGUCGCGCGCCAAUGCGGGAUGCGCGUGUUCGCCCUGUCGCUCAUCACCAACCUGGCGGUGAUGGACUACGACAGCGAGGAGAAGGCCAACCACGAGGAGGUGCUGCAGACCGGCAAGCAGCGGGCGGAGCAGCUGGAGCGGCUGGUCUCCACCAUGGUGACCCGGAUCGAGCACAACAACAACGACGUCUAACGACGUCAGGGGGCGGAGCUUAGGAGGCGGAGCAGAGUAGGAGGCGGAGCUUAGUAGGACUUAAAGUUGUGUGACUGAGGGGGGCGGAAAGUGGUUUCAUAUCGAAGCUGUUGUGCCAAAGUUUAUUAUUUAGGUGCUUUUAGUCUUCGGUGAAAAGAUACUAAUAUAGCAUCUCCUCUGAAGAAUCUCACUGCAGAUGUAUACAUGAAAUGCACAACCAUUGUUUUCCUGUCGUCUUACAUUCCUCUGCCGAAGAAAAACGGCGUUGUUUUUGUAUCAUUCUAAACAAAAAGUAUUUGUUCUAAGUUUAAAAAACGUGUGAUCAUUGUAAAUGUCGUCGAUUUAACUUAACAAUGAGCUAGAAGAAGUUAUGUAAUGUGAAGUUGUCGAUGUUAUGAUGGUGAAGUGUGUAUAUUACUUAACUGUGCUUGCUUUUUUUCAUAUUCAUGUUGUUACUAAAAAGGUAUUAUUUAUUAUUA